GCUGAUCACGUUUCAUUUUUACAGUGUUUCAAACAACAAGUAGAGCCCGGAACCAUCAAGUUAUGUACUUCGAUGUCAACUAAGAUCUGUACUUCAAACUUCUAUUGAAAUAGAGUAUCACAGUAAAGAAGUAAGCUCAGGCCAAGAACAGACAGCGAGUUUUUUCAGGACAAAACAUGAUGGCCAAAGCUGAAAUGCAAAGAUCUGUGUUAUUUCAUUUUUGCUUCAUGUGCCUUUUGAUCAAGAAAGCAUCUUCAGAAGCUACCGAAUGUAAAACCUACAAGGAAAUAUCAGACUGGCGGAGAAGCACCGCAAAUAACCUAACGAAUGUGAAUGAGAGCAUUUGUGAUCAGCGUAUAUUAGCAGGAUGGUAUCGCUUCAAAAGCCCUGCCGGAGGGGUAAUGCCUACCAAAUGCCCCCCUGAUAAAUCAUGUGGAAGCAUAUCACCAGUUUGGAUCAAUGGGUCGUUGCCAGCAGACACUGAGAAAGUCAAAAUAGUGACAGCAUGUGGAAGGUACAGAGAUGACUGUUGUCAUCAUCCUUGGCGGACUAAAGCAACGAAAUGCAAAGAAAACAAUUCCACAUUCUACGUAUUCUAUCUAGUGAGAACUGUAUUUUGUAUGGCAUAUUGUGCAGGUAGCGAGAAACCGUGUGAGGAGGGCUGGACUUCGCCCAACGGAUUCACUCCGGAAUGUAAACCCAUAGCUACAACAAAAUCACCUGGGACAAGACCUACUACAUUCUCAAGCACAAAAACUACGAUGAAACCAAAAAGUGAACAUACUGGUAAAAAAAAGAAAGUCAUCAUGACUGUCAUCUUCGUUUUUGCAUGUUUGUUUGGUCUUGGAGUUUUCUUUGCAAUCGCAUACUUCUGUAAAAAGCACAGACUUGCUAUCAAAAACUCAGUUGGUUGCGCAACUGCUGACAACACAGCGUACAGUAUAUUUAAACAAUGACUUCAGCAGGUCUUCUUCAUAUUUCCUCUAUAUUUCCAUGAUUUAAAGCAUUGAACAUUGAGCUCCUAUAAUUUGCACCAAAUUUGUCGGAAUAUUUAUGAUUAUUUGCUACUUUAUUUGAAUCGCUAGAAAAGUAACUUUUUUUCUUGCUCGAAACACUUUAAUUUCCAUGCCCUUCUUCUCCACUGUUUUCCAUUUGUCUCUGCUGUUUUCAGUUCUCCGUUGAUACACCUCUAGAUCCUUUGUCAUUCAGGUUAUCCCAAUUUUUCUUAUUAUGCCUUUACCGCACAAAUACUUCGUAAACUAGCUUGAAUAGUUAUAUGUAUCUUAACUUAGUUCUUGUAUGUGUCAUCAUGUAUUAGGUGGAUAUAGCUAAAAAUUGGCUGUGAAGGUCAGUUGUAAAGUAUGGCUGUAGUUGAUUGAUGGCUAGAUUAAACGAAGUACAUGUA
This is a messenger RNA of Rhopilema esculentum, 1405 nucleotides long. The record is from RefSeq and is a predicted model, not a curated record. Lineage: Eukaryota; Metazoa; Cnidaria; Scyphozoa; Rhizostomeae; Rhizostomatidae.